ACAUACGGUGAACCAGUCUGUGUUGAACAACAAGUAAAAAUGUAUCGGACAGCAGUGGUCGUGUUUAUUGCGCUGGCGUCUUACGUGUCUUGCGGCGCGCGAAUCAACCGAGUCCUUCCUUUGGACAAGCCUUUGGUGGGGGUUUACAUUAUUCAGAAUCGUUUACACGUAAAUAAAUGCAAUCCGGACAAAGUCCCGCAUCCCGUCCUCCCGCGGGACGAUCUAAGCAAGCCUGUGAACGAGAGAUAUCCCUCAGCUGUGCUCUUUGGAAAGACGUGUGGGGGAACCAUCAUUGGUGAUAAAUGGAUCUUAUCAGCUGCUCACUGUUCCAUUGGUUACAGUACUCUCUUCACAAGAGGGCGCGAAAUAUUGGCGGGAACAAACAACACUGAAGAUGGCAGCGGAAUCAAAGCCCGCGUAAAGAAACUGCACAUUCAUCCGCGAUUCUCUGUUGGCCCCUACUGGCUGAAUACAGAUAGCUACAACAUCAAACAGGUAGCUGCGCGAUGGGACUUCCUGCUGGUCGAGUUAGAAGAGCCCCUGACCCUUGAUGGCAAGAUCUUUGCAGCAUCACGUCUAGAUGACGCUACGUACCACCAUCCUGGGGAAACCGUCGGCUUCGCUGGAUACGGCACUGCUACACAUGGGGACGUAAUGCGGCCAGACAUGCACGCGAUGGAUUUAGAGGUGCUUUCUGACUCGGACUGCGGAGAACUGGUGGAGUACGAUUCACAGGACAUGCUCUGUGCCACGGGAAGACCGCCUCGUUAUGAUACUGCUUGUAAUGGCGACAGUGGUAGUGGUCUAAUCGACGAAUCAGAGAAGCUUAUUGGUGUAGCUUCAUGGGUUGAAGACGACGCGCGUGAAUGUAGACCAAAGGCCAAAAUCUACUUCUCCAGGGUAUCUGCUGCCAGACCCUGGAUUAAAGAAAUAGCUGGCAUUUAAGCCGCGUCUAAACCAAAGAUAUAUUAUAGUACUUAAUUUAAAUAUUUUUGUAGAUUGGUGAUAGCCAAUGAAGGCAAAAAAUUUUCUACGUCUUAACUGCAAUUUGCAGUCAUAUGACAUUCCAUAUUAGGAUAACUUAAAAUAAUUGUUAUUUUAAUUAUAAGUGACCAUAAAUAGACGUACAGCCAUUUUUUCUGUUAAAAUUUAGGUACUACAACAAGAAUGCGAACAAAUAGUAUUGGUUCGCUAUUGAUUUGUAUUGUAAGAAACUAAGCAGAACUCAUGACAUUAGGAAUCAAAAGUUUAAAAUUUUAAAAGUUGAGCUCUAACAAUGUAUUAAUUGUAAAACAUGUCGAAGUACACAUUUGUUGUUUAUCUUGCGUAGAAGUUGGAACUAGCUAGUCAUUUAAAUUUCACUUAAUUAUAUUCGAAUCCACUAGAAA
Molecule: messenger RNA, 1388 nt
Organism: Colias croceus (clouded yellow)
Lineage: Eukaryota; Metazoa; Arthropoda; Insecta; Lepidoptera; Pieridae
Product: scolexin B-like
Exons: 7
Coding region: 40-945 (301 amino acids)
Biological process (GO): proteolysis
Molecular function (GO): serine-type endopeptidase activity
Source: RefSeq, a predicted model, not a curated record